This is a messenger RNA of Saccharomycopsis crataegensis, 2172 nucleotides long. RefSeq lists its product as uncharacterized. Lineage: Eukaryota; Fungi; Ascomycota; Saccharomycetes; Ascoideales; Saccharomycopsidaceae. Bases 1 to 2172 code for a protein of 723 amino acids. The record is from RefSeq and is a predicted model, not a curated record. The transcript has a single exon.
AUGCCUGGGGAAUUUUCAGCAACUUUCUCAAAACUAGAAAGGGUCAUUGGCGCUUUACCUUCACUGCUUCCAGAGUCAAUAAGUGACCAUCCUAAUGAAGUCUCAACAUUCCAGAAUUUAUUGGAGAUUCAUCAUUCUUGUUUGAAAUUGAUCCAUGUUCUUUAUAAAUUCAUUGAUUACUACUUAUUAGUCUUCCCUAAUAAUAGCACCAAGCAAGCAGAUUUACAGCAUUUAAAAUUAAAGUUUUUAUUUCCAUUGGUCAAGAUAUUCCUAAAUACCAAUGACUUUAUCAAUUCCAAUCUUCAACAGCAAUCACUCAAUGACAAUGCACUCAUAAAAUUCCAUAAAUUGUCGAUGAAAAACUUAUCGCAAAUAACACAAUUCUUGGUAUUGGUGAUGUUCGAUUUUAACAAGUUGAUCAAAGAAAAUUUGCAAGUAUCUUCGAUUCUUUUGAAAGAUAAAGUUGUGGAUGAUCAAGUUUAUAAGAUCAUUGAUUAUAUUAUUCUCGACGUCAGAAGAAUCAACAUUUUGAUAUCAGCAACAAGCCCUGGCUCAGCUAUGCCAAAGUUAACUAAAUUGUUUUUGGAAGAAAACAGUUAUUAUAAUCUCAAUGGCCAUAUCAACAAAUUUCAAGAAGGCUUUCUCAAAUUGAAGCCAAUCAAAGGAUACUUGAUUGAGAAGUUUACUUUCCAUAACAACGAUUACAAUAUUUUUUUGAAAAAUGCCAGUGAUCAGCAAACUAACGGAAAUAACUAUUUGAUCCAAGUGUUUAAAGAAGCUAAUAAAAAUGACUUGGAAAUUGUUGCUGCUGAUUUGCAAUGUUACAUCAGAGAUCCAAAGAAUUUUAAUAUCACCGAAUUCCAUGAUUUUUAUAAAAUCAAAUCCCCAAUGGAUUACGCAUACUCCACCAACGAAAUGGGGAGUGGAGAAAAUCAUAAAUCAUUGCCUAUUAACAACAGCCAUGUAUUGGUUCCCGUGGUAUCUUCAAUAAACCUAUUUGUUAGUUUGAUCAUCAAUUUAAUCCAAAUCGUUGAUUCAUACAUCAUUUUAAAUGAUGACCUUUGUUUGGCCAAUCUUGAGGCAAAAUCGUCAAGCGAUGGCAAGUACUAUCUGAAUAAUUUUUCGAGAAUCAAUACAUCAUUUAAAAAGUUCAUCAAAGUUGCCAAUGACACAGUUAAUGGAACUAUGGAAAAGGAUCUCUUAUUUGAUUCUUUGCGUAAUUGCUUGGGAAAUUUCUUGCAACUUAAUGAUUUGGUGAAUUCUUUCAACACCACCAUCAUUAGAAGAAUUAUCGAAGACUUUAGUGCCGUUGGUCAGUAUAAUGCUGACAGAGUGGUUGACGUUCGGGUAUUGAAUUACUUCUUGUGUUGUGGGAUCAUUGACAGUUUCGCUAUCCAAAACGACGCUAUCUCUUGUGUUUUAUUCGAACAAGCUGACCCCGUUAGAUCUUCUACUACCGCCCCUUCGCCAACUUCUGCUGAAGGAUCGAAAAAUAAUAGUACUGUGCCCCCUAACACUAUCUAUCAUAAAUUGGAGAGACUCAUCAAAGAUAAUUAUUCAGAGGAGAUGAGCUUACUUGAUUUCUUGAUCAAUUCAUUCAAGCUUGAACGUAACUUGAACUACUUGGCGGUUGGUAUCGUUCUCAGAGGUAGCGAUUGUCCCCAAUCUUCCAACAAUAACAUUGUCAAUGAUGAUUUGAAAGUCGAUUUCAUGGAUUAUUUGCACAACAUGAUGGAAUACGGUGAUGGCAACGAUGAGGCGGCUGUCAAUGAAUUAGCCUUUGCUAACGUGUUUGGUAAUGAUUAUUCUCAAAAAUUACUUACAAACGAUUUAUCGCCAUUCAACCUCAAUGACUUGCAACAAUUUGAAUCUCAUGUGUUUGAUUCUCAAUUCACUUUGAAUUUGAUGAAUAAAAUUCAAAGAUACGCCUUUCAGGAUCCUAAUUCUGUCGCAAAAUUCAAGAAUUUCGCCUUUGAUGAAUCGGAUUACUUGAUGAUCAGAUCUAUCGCUGAACAAAUGUUUGACGAAAAGAAUUUGAUUUCUUUCAGAAAUUUGGAAUUGGAAACUCCAAAAAAAAAAAAACAAAGAUUGGCUGCCGCCAUCUCUAAUAAUAACCACAACGGCCACAAUAAUAACAACAACAAUAAUAAUAACAUAGAAUUCAUCGCUUGA